Molecule: messenger RNA, 1738 nt
Organism: Neodiprion fabricii
Lineage: Eukaryota; Metazoa; Arthropoda; Insecta; Hymenoptera; Diprionidae
Product: nucleoplasmin-like protein
Exons: 6
Coding region: 181-792 (203 amino acids)
Biological process (GO): chromatin remodeling
Cellular component (GO): nucleoplasm; nucleolus; cytoplasm
Molecular function (GO): histone binding; RNA binding; chromatin binding
Source: RefSeq, a predicted model, not a curated record
GGACCCAAUCAGAAGGCGGAACGUACUCUAGGCGCGCAAGCCGAGGGACGCGAAACUCAUUUGCUGCGAGAUCGUCAAACACGUGUGACCAUUCCGAGUCUCUGCCCAGUUACGCGGCGUCCCUCGGCUUCAGACCCGCAACUCAAAACGUUUGAAUCUGUGUAUAUCUAAUCGAUCGCCAUGGCUGAGGAAUAUUUAUACGGAAUCACUUUGCAAGGACCCAAUGCCACCGAGGUCUGGGAUCCUGAGCACAAAAACGAGGACGUUGACGGUGCUAAUCAACAUUUUGGCGCUGACCAAAAACUCAUUAUCAAAAUGGCACUUCUGGGACCUGAGGCCAAAGCUGGCGAGUUAAAUGUACUACAAGUUGAGGCGAUGGGACUCAAAGGUCCAAUUAAAAUCCCAAUUGCCUUAUUGGAACUGGGCAAAACUGCACAAAUCAUCCUCGAUCUAAGUUUCCCUGAUCCACCCGUCACAUUCACCUUAAUCAAAGGCAGCGGUCCAGUCCAUAUAGUAGGACACAAUCUCCUUGGGACGCAUAUGGAUGAAUUUGAAGACAUGGAGGACGAAAUGGAGGAAGAAAACAUCGAUGACGAAGAUGAUGAGAAGGCCUCGCAUAAGAAACGGAAACUUUCUGGCGAGGGUAAAAAAAAUGGCACCAAACGCGCCAAGAUGGAUGAGGAGGACCCUGAGGAUGAAGAAGACGAAGAUGAAGAGCCCAAAAAGAAGAAUGCGAAAUUAGCGACCCCAGCUAAAAACAAAAAUCAAGCUAACAAGAAUAAGAAAAAAUAAAUCCGUGGUUUUAUUACCAACACAUCCUAGGCUAGGCUCUUGAAUGUAAGUUCAUCAUCAUUCGCGUUUUGCGUGUUACAGUAUCGUUUCAUCUGAUAGUCAAAAGAGACCGUUCAUUAUCCAUUCACGGAUUCUAAAAUCUUGAGGCUGGGUUGUGUACAUUUUUCUCAUGAUAACAAUUGUUCUUCAAUCAAAAGCAACGAAGAAGCAAAAGCAAAGAGAAAAAGAUCACAGAUAUUAGGCACACAAUCUGUUACCUUACUGAAUUAAUGCGUUACUUGAAGAUAUCCAGACUAAUUUUGUGUAAAAAUACCUAUAAGAUGAAUAUGUAUUUUAUUCUAGCGACUAUAAAAGGGUCGCGGAGCCAUGACAAGAUCAUCAGUGAGAACACAUUUUCGAGGAAUAAGUCUAUAUAGAAGGCAAUGCAAGUUCGACUCUUCAGUAUUUAACGCUUCUGCGUCUCCCUGAACAUCGGCAUAGCAAUCUACAGCUCAGAUUUGAAAGUUCGUGAAUCCGAAUACUAGACAAAUGAUAGACUGACAGACAGACGGAGACAGAUUGACGCAUGUUUUAAUCCUACUCUUCCGCAGCUCGACUUCCAGUCAGAAAACACAAAGCUAUAUUAUAACACCACUUGAUAAUCAUAUUUACUUCUUAUAAAGAUCAUGACGGAAUUUUUAUCCCACUGAUCUAGUAUAUUUAUUUUGAACUAAACGAGGUCUUUGAUUAAUUUUAUGACCAUUAGAAGGAGUUAAAACAGAACAUUGUCAUCUCUCGAUAUUCAUUCCAUUUGAAGAAAAGUAAUAGCCGGCGUACAGACACUAUAUGCACGGCGCACCGUUCUUAUUUAACAUGUGUUAUACACAGUGUUUUCCACUUACGUGCCCAUACGUCUGUAUACUCUUUUGUACAUAUACGAUACAAUAAAAAUUUCACUUAACUUUUA